This is a messenger RNA of Malaya genurostris, 1725 nucleotides long. RefSeq names its product zinc finger protein 737-like. Gene Ontology annotation, molecular function: DNA-binding transcription factor activity; RNA polymerase II cis-regulatory region sequence-specific DNA binding. The transcript is spliced from 3 exons. The coding region runs from base 192 to 1394 and encodes 400 amino acids. NCBI's taxonomy places the organism in Eukaryota, Metazoa, Arthropoda, Insecta, Diptera, Culicidae. Gene Ontology annotation, biological process: regulation of transcription by RNA polymerase II. The record is from RefSeq and is a predicted model, not a curated record.
ACAACAAAUACCUACAAUUAUUUAUAUUAUAUUUUAUUUAAAUACUACAUGAAUCGAAUUAUUGCAGUCUGGCUGAAACAAAAAAAAAACACCAGAAAAUGCCGAGUACCGAUGUAACGCAUUUAAUAAAUGAAGAUCGGAGGUGAGUGAAGGAUUUGUUGAUAUUGCAUCUGUCAGUUCAUACGGAAACCAUGCAGACCUGUGAGCAAAUUUUGCAACAGGCGACUUCCGAACAAACGGCCACUUCUGAACAACCAUACGGGUGUAACGUUUGUGGCAAGCAGUACAUCUAUAGAAAAAGUCUUUCCAAACAUGUCUUGACACACUGCAGCGAACGUCCAUUCAGUUGUGAAAUUUGUGGCAAAACGUUUAUGUUUAAGCAAAGCGUUUCCAAACAUAUGCUUACUCACACGCAAAACUACGAUUACGCGUGUGAUGUAUGUGGGAAAGGAGUCUCGUCACGGUACUAUUUAGAAAAGCAUAAAAUAACUCACACCGGCGAGCGGCCGCACAAAUGCACGGAAUGCGACAAAACCUUUAUGCAUAAAUAUAAUCUAAAUUUACACCUACUACUUCACAAAGGGCGUUCUCCGUAUCAGUGUGAUAUGUGUGGCAAAAAAUUUCUACAAAAGGUCUACCUUAUCGAUCACUUCCGAGCGCAUCGCGGCGACCGACCUUUCAAAUGCGAAAUCUGUGGUAAAGAGUACCGUUUCAGAAUUCAACUCAAAUCACACAUGUCCAUCCAUACGGGUGAAUAUCUGUAUAGCUGUGAGGUGUGUAGAAAAGGUUAUAACACUAAAUUUGAGUUGAACAAACACAUGCUCAAUCACAACAGUGAAGUGAAAAGUUCCAUUAAGACGUUCGAAUCCUCAAGGUCAUACAAAUGUGAGCUUUGUGACAAACGAUUCCUGCGCAAACACCACUGUAUCGAGCAUAUGAAGGCAGAACACGGAGACCAGCGUUGCAAUUGCGAAAUCUGCGGUAAAGAGUUUUCUAAAAAGUCUAAUCUGAAUGCACAUAUGGUUUCUCAUACGGGUGCAUUCCGGUUCAAAUGUGAAUUGUGCCAUAAAGCAUUCAACUCUAAUUCCAAGUACAAAGUGCACAAAGUUACGCAUUCCGGUGAGCGACCGCACCAGUGUACUGUGUGCGGAAAAGGUUUCACCAUGAAGAAUAGCUUGACUACACACAUGUUUAUUCAUUCCGGUGAACGGCCGUUCAAAUGUACCGUGUGCGAUAAAGAUUUCAACCAGAAACAGAUCCUAGCAAGGCACAUGUUUACGCAUACGGGCGAUUUUCGACACAAAUGCGAUAUUUGUGGUAAAGGAUUCUUCUGCAAUAGUUUCCUAGUGAAACACAUGGUCGUCAAACAUACCGAAAAAGAACAGCGUAUGUGAGUUUUUUUUUAAAUAACACUAGAACAUUAAACUCGAUCAUUCCUAAACUAAAUUUUGACUCAAAUCACAAAUGCCAUUCGUAUACUGCAUGUUACAAGCCAAUUUAUUGAAAACAAAGCUUAUACCUAGAUCCUCUGAUGUAUGAGUCUCACAGGGAGAUAAUAUAUCAAACUGGUGUCCAGGCCACUAAACGAUUCAAUUGCUUAUUUCCCUCCUCCUUGUUGUUGUUGUUGUUGUAGUUUGUUCGAUUAUGGCUCGAGGAACAUUGCCUCAUAUCCGCCAACAGCUGUAUUAUAUUAGUUCCCAUGUAACGACAUAUCGUUACGCAUUU